This is a messenger RNA of Saprolegnia diclina VS20, 361 nucleotides long. RefSeq lists its product as hypothetical. Bases 20 to 331 code for a protein of 103 amino acids. The transcript has a single exon. The record is from RefSeq and is a predicted model, not a curated record. NCBI's taxonomy places the organism in Eukaryota, Oomycota, Saprolegniomycetes, Saprolegniales, Saprolegniaceae.
GCGCACGCAGCUCCGCAAGAUGGUGGUCGGUCACGCAGCGAAGAAAACGUGCCACCACUGCGGCCGUUUUGUAGUCCGUGGCCUGUACACGAUCGACGACCGCAACGAACACUAUGGCAAAAAGCUCUGCAUGGCGUGCAUGGAAAUGCCAAUGUUUAACGAGAUUGGGCACAUGGAGGCCCUUCGCAAGUACAAGCUCAAGCACCACGAACUGCAUUCGCUGCCAGUGCGUCUCGCCCCCGAUGGGUACUACACCUACGACUACGAGCCGCCUAUGAAGAAGAUGUACAACCUCCAGGUUGUCUUGGACCUUGUGGCCCAAUUGCGAUAGACACGUUCGAUGUAAUAGACAAUAUCGUCC